Macrosiphum euphorbiae (potato aphid) is the source of this 1917-nucleotide messenger RNA. Lineage: Eukaryota; Metazoa; Arthropoda; Insecta; Hemiptera; Aphididae. The record is from the annotation of a GenBank genome assembly.
AUGAGACUUUUCAAAAGGCGUUGUUCUGAUCCAAGUCCUCAACUUGUUAGUUUGUCGCCUAUUGAACAGGACCACAGAGAUGUAUCGCCCGGCUAUGCAACUCCAAAAGGAUGUACCACACCUGAUAAUGGUUCACCAAAACCUCACAAAAAAAGUUUAGCAACCUGGGGUAAAAAAGUUGGAAGAAAAUGGGAUCAGUUAAAAAGAAGUGAUUCUUCUGAAAUACUCCAAGUUUCUCCUAAUCGUAGAAGACAAUGGUCACCCAUAUCUACGAAAGAUAAAAAUAAUCAAAAUAUUGAAUUUCAUCAAAAUUACAUUGAUAAAUUACAUAAUAACCAAAAUAAACGUUUAUCAAGAAUAGAAAGUAUUAGAAGUAUUGAUGAACCAAGGACUUUAGAAGAAAAAGAUCAAGAUUGGCUAAAGGAAAAAUGUCAAAAAGGUCUCGAGGAUCUAUACGCCAUGGAAAACCCUUCAAAAAUAAAAAUAAUUCCUCCCAAAAUUAUGUCUAUUAAAAGAACGGCAUUAUCUGUUAACAUUGAUGAGAAUCCUCUUGAAGAACAGUGCAUUUUAGAAUAUCUUAUUUCUAAUAAAAAGGUAUUAGGAUUAACGAAGAGUAUUGAUAACCUUCAGACUCUAAAUUAUGAAGACCUUCUUAAUGUGUUCAAUCAAGCUACAAAUCGUGUAAAUCAAAAUUCUUCUCUUAAAAACCGAAGGAGAAGACAUACAAGUUUUGGAGAAACGUUUAUGAUAAAUAAAAUGGACGAAAAGAAUCGUGUGGUAAUAAAAGCAGAUGAAAGUGGUUAUGAGAGUGAUUCGACUAGAAAUGGUGGAGACUCACCCAGAGGAUCAAUUAAAUCACAGUCUUCAGUUGAUAAUGAUGAAUUUUCUAGAAAAAAUGUUCGUAUGGGAAUACGAAGAGGUGAUGUCAAGGAACUUCAAAUUGGAUCAAAUGUAGAGGUCUCAUCAUUAAUGUGUGAUGAAUGUAAAAAACCGGAACGAAAUAUGAGUCUUUAUCAAAGGUUUUUAUUGAAAAAAAGUAGCUGCAUAGGUCCAAACAAUCGACAUACCGAGAUGAAAACCAUACGGUUUAGCAAACGCCUUGGUGAAGAUGUUGGAGUUAAUGUGGAGUAUCGAGACUCUUCUUCGAGAACUAGUACAUUAAUUAUUACAGCUUUGACAGGCCCAGCAGCUAGGGAUGGUAAAUUAUGUAUCCAAGAUGAAAUAAUAAAAAUCAAUGGUACCAGAGUAAAGGGUUUAAGGCGUCAAGAUGUGGAAUCCAUAAUGCGUUCAUCGAAGUAUAGCAUAGAAUUUGUUGUUUCUAGAUCUAAAUGCCAACCAAUCACAAAUACAGAACAAGUGUUAUUAAUUCAAAAACCCCCAACUGUUCCUAAAUACCCAGCAAAGUCAGAAGAAGUACAUGAGCCCCUUUAUUCUAGACAAUCAUCUUUGCCAGAAAUCAAGUUAGAGGAAAAACCUAAGAUGACUGGAAUGCGUAAAUUCUCUGUGCAUUUAGAUCAAACUCGACCAAAACAUACUCAGCUACCUCGAUUGCCAAGACCUAGAUCAUUAUCUAUAUCUCUAAAAACGAUAAUUUUUCAUAAAGGACCAGGAUAUAAGUCUUUAGGUUUCAGUAUCGUUGGUGGAAUUGACUCUCCAAAAGGAUGCAUGGGGAUUUUCGUUAAAACGAUUUUUCCUACAGGUCAAGCAGCAGAAUCACAGCUCUUAAAAGAGGGUGAUGAAAUUAUCAGCGUAAAUGGCAAAAGUAUGGAUGGUUUCAAACAUUCUCAAGCGAUUGCGCUAUUCAAAGAAGUAAAAUGUGGCCAGAUUGUCAUAGAAGUUGGACGAAGAGAUCUCAUCAAAAGGAGCAAUAAAUCUAAAUCUUGCGAUGAAUUAGACAAAGUUGUUAAAGACCGUUGA